AUGUCUGCCGGCAACCGGAAAGAGCGACGCGCCAAAGAAUCCAAUGCAACUAGGAGUGGUGCUGCAACUGGCUUCCAGCCCACCAACGAAAUCGACCAAGAUGGCGUCGAGAUGAUUCUGAAGCACCCCGACUUCUCCAAGCCAACAGGCAAGACACUAUUCGACUUGGCGGAAGAGAGGCAGAGAGAACUAGACAAGGCGAACGGCAGGACGCGAGUGGUCAAAGUGCCAGUGUCAUCCGCCUCUGCCUCGGCCGAUGAUGGUCCCCCAAUCGGUCCCCUUGGGGACUCGAUUCUCUAUUCCGUCUCCAUGGCAGCACUCCACCUCACGCUCGACGUCCUCGUAUACAGCCAAUACCGCGAGGAUAUACUCUGGAAUGAGAUCAUGUGGCGGGCACUGACAGCGUGGCCCGUAUUCUUUCUAGCAGUCUACCUGACCCACGUCGACUUCUCAUACCGAUUCCCCAUACUUCGAGACGCUACGUUUUUCGGAGGUUCUGUCGUAGCAGGCUGCUACUUGGUAUACUCAGGCAAUAAGCAUGGCUAUUUCUAUGUCAUGAAGUCGGCGCCCCCUAUUGGCACACUCUGGAUUUGGAGUGUUGUGGAGAUGAGCCUGCCUUUUGCGGCCACCAGCGCAGCCGCCGUGCUUGGAUAUAUCUGGUGGAACGUAUUCGACUUCUUUUGA
Messenger RNA from Alternaria postmessia, 684 nucleotides. RefSeq lists its product as uncharacterized. The record is from RefSeq and is a predicted model, not a curated record. The coding region runs from base 1 to 684 and encodes 227 amino acids. The transcript has a single exon. Lineage: Eukaryota; Fungi; Ascomycota; Dothideomycetes; Pleosporales; Pleosporaceae.